Henningerozyma blattae CBS 6284 is the source of this 3420-nucleotide messenger RNA. RefSeq names its product trehalose 6-phosphate synthase/phosphatase complex subunit (gene TPS3). Lineage: Eukaryota; Fungi; Ascomycota; Saccharomycetes; Saccharomycetales; Saccharomycetaceae. The transcript has a single exon. Gene Ontology annotation, molecular function: catalytic activity. Gene Ontology annotation, cellular component: cytosol; alpha,alpha-trehalose-phosphate synthase complex (UDP-forming). Gene Ontology annotation, biological process: trehalose biosynthetic process. The coding region runs from base 1 to 3420 and encodes 1139 amino acids. The record is from RefSeq and is a predicted model, not a curated record.
AUGACUAUUAUCGUAGGUUCAUUAUUCUUACCUUAUCAGCCUCAAUUCGAAUUGAGCAUUUCGCAAGCCGAUGCCUUGGAUGAUUUGAUCGAUCCAAAUCUAGUCAAAGUUUCAACCAAUGUCCCAGAUUUGAUGAAGAAACAGAGAGAGAUGGGCUCGAGAGAAAUUGAGUCGCCAGUUUUCUCAAGAGAACUCUCUCCUGUUCCAACAUCUAACAACAAAGAGUUGACUACUACUUCAUCCACUGGAGUAACAAAUACCAGUAAAGAAUAUCCAAUUUAUAAUGAUGAUAUGGUCUCUUCUAAAGUGUUUAUGGAUAAUUUGACCACACAUGCAAGUGCAUUAGGUUCACCAGUGCACCCUAUCUAUUCGUUAAGUAGAAAUGCUUCUGUUGAUAAGUUUUUCACCUCGAAUACAAAUAUUGCUAUUUCAACCACAAGCAAUAACAUUGAUUCUCAAUUAGAAGAUCAAGUAAUGGAUUCCCCUAAAUCUAUCAAUUCAAUCACUCAACCGAAUCAAAAUGCUAAUCCAAGUAAUCAAGCUCAAGACAUUUCCAAGACUGGAUUCACCCCGGAUUCAACAGCAGCCCUUUUGAAAAAUGUUAAUAAAUCAUUGUUGUACCAAUCAUUAUUUAAAAAUAAUUCCCAAACUUCUCUGGAUUCUUUUACACAUUAUCCUAUCCCUACUUCUUCCAAUUCAGCUGUAAUUACUCCUAAAUCUAAAACUCUUUUAGAUCAUCAUCACUCUACCGUCUUUAAUUAUGGGAAGUCUAAAAAUAAUACCAGUUCCACUUUCCCCUCCGUAAGACGGUUAAAUAAAGCAGCUACUAUUGCAAACACUGGUACUACAACUACAACUUCCCUAAGUUCGACUUCUAAAAUGCACCAGCCUCAACCUCAACAACCUACUAGUUCAACUAUUUUUAAGAAGGAGUUGAAUCGUUCAAUGGAAAGUAUUGUGAGUAGUAAAUACGAGGAAGAAACUACAGUUGGAGGUGCCAACCCUUCAGAUAUUCAAUUAUCAAGUGGCUCGGUAAAAAAUAAGGUACCUAAAUUUGGUGGUUAUUCAAAGAGUGCUAGAUUAAAAGCUUCAGUAUUGAAUAAUUCUCAUGAUAUAUUUAAAAGUAUCCCUUGGAGAAUUGUCACUGCAGUUAAGGGCAAUGGUGGUCUUAAAAACGCUAUUGAAACCGCAGUCAUUGAAGAAACGAUUAUCGAGCCAGUCAAAUGGGUGGGUACUGUUGGUAUACCAACUGAUGAAGUCCCCCAGGAUAUCCUUGAUAAUAUCAUCCAUUCAUUAGAAGAAGAUUAUGAUUCAUAUUCAGUUAUUUCAGAUGAUAUAACUUUUAAAGGUGCUUAUAAAAGUUUCUCAAAACAAAUUUUAUGGCCAACUUUCCAUUAUCAAAUUCCUGAUAAUCCUUUAUCAAAGGCAUUUGAAGAUCAUUCUUGGUCUUAUUAUAAAGAAUUAAAUCAAAAAUUUGCUGAUAAGAUUGUCAAGAUGUAUAAACCUGGUGAUACCAUUUGGAUUCAUGAUUAUCAUUUGAUGUUAGUACCUUUAAUGAUUAGGAAAAAAUUGCCAAAUGCUAAGAUUGGGUUUUUCUUACAUGUUUCAUUCCCAAGUAGUGAAGUCUUUAGAUGUUUAGCCCAAAGAGAUCAAAUCUUAGAAGGUAUUUGUGGUGCCAAUUUUGUAGGUUUCCAAACUAAAGAAUAUGCAAGACAUUUCUUACAAACAACUAAUAGAAUCUUAGUGGCAGAUAUUGGGAAAGACGAAGUUAAAUAUAAUGGCACGAUCAUUAGCGUAAAAUCCACUCCUAUUGGUAUUGAUAUGUUCCAUCUGCAAAGACAAAUGAAAACGGAUAAGACUAUAAAAUGGAGACAAUUGAUCAGAGAAAGAUGGAAUGGUAAAAAAUUAAUUAUCUGUCGUGACCAAUUUGAUAGAGUCCGUGGGUUGAAUGAAAAAAUGUUAGCAUAUGAACGAUUCUUAAAGGAAAAUCCGGAAUGGAUUGAUCGUGUUGUUUUGAUUCAAAUUUGUAUUGGAUAUAGAAAAGAUGAUGAUUUGGAGAAAAAAGUCAUGUUAACUGUAGAUCGUAUUAAUGCAUUAUCUUCAGAUUUAGCUAACUCUCAACAUGUUGUAUUCUUACACCAAGAUUUAGAAUUUGCACAGUACUUAGCUUUAAGUUGUGAAGCUGAUGCAUUUUUAAUUACUGCAUUUAGAGAAGGAAUGAAUCUAACAGCACAGGAAUUUGUUGGUUGUUCUGAAGAAAAAAAUGCCCCGUUACUAUUAUCAGAAUUCACAGGCAGUGCUGAAUUAUUAAAAGAUGGUGCUAUAUUGAUUAAUCCAUGGGCUGUCAAAAGUCUAGCAAAUGCUAUUAAAAGAGGUCUUGAAAUGUCUGAACAAGAAAAGAGAAGAAAUUGGAAAAAAAUGUCUAAAAAUGUCAUAGCUCAUGAUUCUGACCUUUGGGUAACCAAUUCAAUUGAAUUUAUUAAUAAAUCUUGGAACAAUAAUAAAGAAAGAUUAACCAGUUUUUAUUUGAAUUCUUAUAGAAUUAUUGAAAAUUACAAGGAUUCUAAAAAACAUAUGUUUAUUUUGAAACUAUCUCAACCACCAACUUCAAGAGUAUUAGCUAUAUUGAAUGAAUUAAGUAUUCAUAAUAUUGUUUAUGUUAUAAAUUCUUUCUCAAAGGGUACAACCGAAAGUUUAUACAAUCGUGUACUAAACCUUGGUUUAAUUGCAGAAAAUGGGGCAUAUGUCAGACUAAAUGGGUCAUGGUAUAAUAUUGUGGAAAAAGUGGAUUGGAAAAGUGAAGUUGUCAAGAUUUUUGAUGAUAAAGUGGAAAGAUUACCAGGUUCUUAUUAUAAAAUCUCAGAAUCAAUGGUUAGGUUUCAUACAGAAAAUGCUUUAGAUCAAGAGCGUGUGGCUAGUGUCGUUGGUGAAGCAAUGACUCAUAUAAACACCUUGUUUGAUGGUAAGGGAAUACAUGCAUAUUUACAUGAUGAUGUAGUGUUUGUUCAACAAACAGAUUUAGUUCAAUCGGCUGCUAGUUUCUUAUUACAAUUUUAUAAUUCAACUACUGAGGAUAUAGAUAGAACCUCGUUGCCAACUACACCAGCAGCUAUUGGUGGUUUGAAAGAAUUACAAAAUCAACAGCCUCGUACAGAUUAUUUCGAAACCAAGGGAAUAUCACAAUUCCAUGUGGAUUUCCUAUGUGUUACAGGCUCUUCAUCCCCUGUUAGUGAGCCACUUUUCCAAGUUGUCAAGAAGGAAUUAAAUGAAUGUGAUUUGAAAUAUGGGCAUAGUAUUGUUUAUGGUAACUCAACUUCUACAAAUGCAAAAGAACAUGUUGUUGGUUCAAAUGAAUUAUUUACGAUCCUUGACAGAUUGUCGAAAAUUAAAAAGAAUAAACUUGGUAAAUGGAAUAUUUAA